AUGCCCAUGUCUCAGCCUCGUUUCACUACAAACCCCGAACGCAUCGCUCGGCUGGAGGAGAAUUACAAUGCCGGGGUGGAGCGUGAAAAGAUCCCCGUGGCGGAACGGGAAAAACUUGACCUCGAGUGUUUGAAUGUGUCAUCGGCGAAGCUUCGGUUUCUUUACCAGAACUCGAUGGAGAGCUACGGGCCGGACGUGAAGAACAAUAAAGUGAAGGAGUACAACUUAAAACACGGCUCAGAUUUGUCAAGAAAAUGGUUUGGAAUCUUUUAA
Messenger RNA from Trypanosoma cruzi, 273 nucleotides. RefSeq lists its product as uncharacterized. The coding region runs from base 1 to 273 and encodes 90 amino acids. Lineage: Eukaryota; Euglenozoa; Kinetoplastea; Trypanosomatida; Trypanosomatidae. The record is from RefSeq and is a predicted model, not a curated record. The transcript has a single exon.